GCUCUGUGCUCGGCCAUAUGUCGAUCCCAGAUCCCUGUUUGGUCUUCUCGGUCUCGCAUUUAGGAUGGCCACCGGGUUAGGCCUCCACCGAGAUGGAUCUCAGUCUGGCUUGUCGCCCUUCGAGGCCGAGCAGCGCAGGCGAUUGUGGUGGCAGAUUGUCAUCUUCGACAAGCGCAUAGCAGAGAUCACGGGCUCGACCGUGACCGCUCUAUCUUCGUGCGUCGCUGACACGAGAAUGCCGCUCAACAUCAAUGACGCGGACUUGAACGUCCACGCCAAGGGCCAACCGGGCGCCUAUGCCGGCCCUACCGAGAUGGUGUUUUGUCUCACCCGCAUAGAGCUCACCGUGGCGGCCUCGCCCGACAACGUCCGUCGGAGAGUCACCACCCCCGGGGGGCGGCCCUUGCACCAGCCAAUGGUGCACUACACCCCCUCACCCUCGACGCCUGACCUAAUGACACACGUAGCCAACCAGAGCCUUCCGAAUGACCUGGUGGCUUUCUGCUCGUAUGUGGAAAACGUCUACCUCAAGCCAUGCGACCCCAAGGUUCCGCUGCACUACUUCACGCUUCUGAUGACGCGGCAAGCCCUGUGCAAGCUGCGCAUCAUCGACUUCCUGUGUCGGACCGCCAACACCGACAAUGUAGACCAGACCGAGCGGGACAACUACUUCAUGGAAGCCCUCCGGAUGGUGGAGUAUGACAACCUCAUCCAGAGCUCCGACAUGCUGCAGGGCUUCCGCUGGUACACGUACGCGCACUUUCCCCUCCCGGCCUACCUCUGCCUGGUUUCGGAGCUGCGCCAUCGCACCACAGGCGAGCUGUGCGAGCGCGCCUGGGCCGUCAUGCUCGAGAACCACGAGCGGCGCGGCCUGCUCCGACGCCACAACCGCAACCCUCUGCACAUCGCCUUUGGCCGCUACUUCGUCAAGGCCUGGGACGCCCACGAGGCCGCCGAGCUGCAGCUCGGCCGUUCGCUGCCCACGCCCAAGAUCGUCUCGCUGCUGAGGAGUACCCUGGCCAAGACGCGGCGGCCCACUUUGAUGUCCCAAGGACCGCCCGGAGGGCACCAGGUUCCCGUGCAGACCGUGCAGGCCGCGCUGCCACCCGGCCCGGCCACGGCCACGGCCACGGGGAUGCCCGCCGUGGGCGACGUCGUCCCAGGUCCGACGGGCAUGGCCCCCGGCGUGUACUCCAGCAGGCCGCCGAUGCCCCAGUCAGCAACAGCCACGCCACAUAUGGGCAGCGCUGUUGCUGGGAACACCAUGAUGAUCGACGACGCGAUGAUGUACUCGGGAUACGACAGCAUGGGCAACGUGUACCCCAACUCGGCCGCCCCGCAGGAUGCCGACGUCUCUGGCAUGGACUGGAACUAUCUCGUCCAGCUCAGCUCGCUGAGCGGGUUCAGCCCGACCAAUGGAUACUACGUCCAAGGCACGGGAGCUGAAGGAAGAAUCUAGGCGCCUCGACUGCGCGGCGAGUGCAGGACACUAGUUACUGGAGAAAAGGCGAAGAAAAAGUUAUUUGCAACGAGUGAGCGAGCGAGCGAGCGGUCUAGCGAACUUAUGCCACGGCGUUUAUUUACGGGCUGGCGGAGUUGGGGCGCUGUUGGAAUUGGGAUGUGCUGUCUAGCAGUCCAGGCUACUCUGCUCUUCGUUCGGGGCCGGGUCCGCGGGUCAACUAUCGGGGGGGUUCAAAGGAAAGGCGCGCUCUUGUGUGCGGUUGGUUUCUCUUU
Thermothielavioides terrestris NRRL 8126 is the source of this 1734-nucleotide messenger RNA. RefSeq lists its product as uncharacterized. The coding region runs from base 65 to 1459 and encodes 464 amino acids. The record is from RefSeq and is a predicted model, not a curated record. Gene Ontology annotation, biological process: DNA-templated transcription. Lineage: Eukaryota; Fungi; Ascomycota; Sordariomycetes; Sordariales; Chaetomiaceae. Gene Ontology annotation, molecular function: DNA binding; zinc ion binding. The transcript has a single exon.